GACGACUGAAAUUGAUAAAAUAAAAAAAUACACAAAAUAAUUGUAAAUUGUCCAGAAAAUUGUUAAAUAUUUACCUUCAAAAUUGUCUGUGAAUGUCUAUUUAAGUGUUAAUUUUAAGUAAAUUCAAAAUGGAAGACGAGGACUUGGAGUUGUUGCGAAAAGCUGCUCUUCAAUCGUUGCAAAAGAAAAAUUCGAAACCUCCGCCGCAAGAAACGCAGCAAAUUCAACCUUUGCAAGCGAUACAGCAACCUCCGCAAGCGUUAAAUCCACGCGCAGCUCCGUUCAUUCCUGCUCAAGGUCCUCCUGCUGCGCAACCAUGGAACAAUUUUGGACCUCAGCCUGUCGUUCCGACGCCUCCAAUGCAUUAUUUGCCGCCGCAUGGAGUUGCUCCGAUUCAUCCUCAAUUUAUGCCAAAUAUGUUGCCGACACCGCCAGGCGUUCCCGUGAACGUCCCAUUGUCAAUUGUGCCGCCUGUCAUUGCUCCAACGCAUGUCCCGAAUGUGCAGUUGUCGCCAAGGAGUGCGGCUUUUGUGUCACAGAACAAUGACAUCAUUCGACGUCGUUGUCGUUCCCCUUAUCGCAACGCAUCGCCGGGACGUUGGAGUCCUUCUCCUCCUCGUCAACGUCAUCGCAGUCGAUCGAAAAGUCCCUUGCCGCCUCAACGCAAUUAUCGUGACAAAAGCCGCGAUCGACGAGAUCGUGAUUCACCCGCGAAGAAAAAUGGUCGUUGGAAUGCCAAUCAAACGCGAGGAAAUUCCCCCGUUCGACGUCACAGAUCGCGAAGUCCUCGCAGAAGCCCUCCGCGUAAACGAAGCAACUCAAAAUCCCCCGGAAGAAGACUUAAUCGAAAUUACAACAACAACAACAAUAAUAACGGGCGAAGACCCUUGCGACGAAAUUCACCCCCGCCGAGAAACGGAAAAGACAGAAAUCGCGAUGCGUCGCCCGCACCGAAAAAACACAAAAGCGAAGAAAGAUCGACAAGUCGAAAAACUCCAGAAAAAGCAAAAUCCCGUUCAAAAUCGAGAUCAUUAUCGCCCGGUGCAGAUCUCGCUGCAGUGCUCGAAAAAUUGGAUGAUGAGUACGACAUGUUCCCAAUUCUCGAUGAAACGGAGCCCGAUGUGCUCGAAGAAACACCUGAAGUCACAAAACCCGAACCUGCGAUCGAGGAAAAGCCAAAAAUUGAAAUUCCCGAAGAAAAAGUUGAAAAACAAGCUGAACCAAUUGCUGUGAAAAAGUCUCUCGAUGAAGUCAAUGAAGAUGAACUUCUUGGAAUGAGCGACGACGAGAUCAGUUUGGGCGGAAAUGACAUUGAACUCGAUGAUUUGUUCAAUUCCGAAGAUAGCGAGUCCGAAAAUGAAGGAAGAUUCAAGUCUGGAGCACGAGAUACGUCGAAUAAAGCAAAACCGACGCCUGUUUUGCCAUUUUCGAAGCUUGGAGCAUCGAGUUCGUCGUCAAAAGUAACGUCGGAAUUGACUCCGAGCGACAGAAAAGACAGAAAUGAUGAUCGAAGACGACGAGAAGACACCGGAAGACGAGAUUGGCGAAGUCGAGCACGACAGGAAAGCAGAAAAACAGAAGAAAAUCCCAAAGAAGAGUCUGUGGUAAAGAAAUUUAAGCCCCUCGUGGAUGAUAAAAAACGUUCAAAUACUCCAGAAGUUCGAGUGCCAUCGAUAUCAUCAACAGUUAAAACUGUGGCGAAAGAAACUUCAUCUACGCCGGAAAAGAGAACGAUUCAACUUAAACGACCAAUUACAGCAAACAAGGACGACUCAAAAGUCAAAGAAAAUAUCACAAUAACCACAGGAGGCAACAUUCAAAAGAAGGAAGAAACGACAAAUGGAAAUCUCGUUCGAACCUCGAUCAGAUCCCGUUUGGGCGGCAAAGUUGAUGAAAAGGAAACAAAAGCAACAGUAACAACGAGGACACCAAUUUCAGCGCCAGGUACAACUGCGAAACCUGUGAGGGCGAAAAUAACUUGGAAGUCAGAGAAGGUCUAAAAAAGAAAAAAAAAAUGACAAAAGACUUUUCUAUAAAAAAAAAAAAAUAAAAAAAAACAUGAAAAAAAAAUCCAAAAGAAAAAUUCAUCAAAACAACAACAAGCAUCAAACUAAAGAGGAUGACCA
This is a messenger RNA of Culicoides brevitarsis, 2126 nucleotides long. RefSeq names its product serine/arginine repetitive matrix protein 1-like. The record is from RefSeq and is a predicted model, not a curated record. The transcript has 6 exons. The coding region runs from base 129 to 2000 and encodes 623 amino acids. Lineage: Eukaryota; Metazoa; Arthropoda; Insecta; Diptera; Ceratopogonidae.